This is a messenger RNA of Varanus komodoensis (Komodo dragon), 14615 nucleotides long. It is a transcript of the gene LRP2, whose product is annotated as LDL receptor related protein 2. The record is from RefSeq and is a predicted model, not a curated record. Gene Ontology annotation, molecular function: calcium ion binding; protein binding. The coding region runs from base 120 to 13337 and encodes 4405 amino acids. Lineage: Eukaryota; Metazoa; Chordata; Lepidosauria; Squamata; Varanidae. The transcript has 74 exons.
UCUCUUCCUCAGCAUAUGCAGCUUGCAAAGGGAAUUUCUACACUUGCCCAAGUGGUCGCUGUAUUCAUCAGAGCUGGAUUUGUGAUGGAGAUGAUGACUGUGAAGACAACGACGAUGAAAUGGGAUGUGAGAGUGGUCAUCGAGAGUGCUACCCUGGUGAAUGGCCCUGCCCUGUAUCAGGGCAAUGCAUUCCUAUUGGUAAAGUCUGUGAUGGGACACCAGACUGCCCUGCCGGAGAAGAUGAAAUGAACAUAACAGCAGGCAGACUUUGCAACAUAUCUCGCUGUGCAGCCUUAAGCUGUCAAUAUCGUUGCCAUUCUUCCCCCUCUGGAGGAACAUGCUAUUGCCCUGCUGGAUAUAUAAUCAGUAGCAAUGAUAGUCGCACCUGCGUUGACUUUGACGACUGCAAGAUGUGGGGUGUUUGUGACCAAGUGUGUGAAGACCGUGUUGGCCACCACCAGUGUCGCUGCGUGGAAGGCUAUGUCCUGGAGCAUCACCGUCACUGCCGGGCCAAUGUUUCAUCUGGAGUUGCCUCUGUCAUUUUUUCCAAUGGUCGUGAUUUGCUGGUUGGAGAUGUUCAUGGCAGGAGUUUUCGUACUCUGGUACAGUCUCGGAAUCGUGGAGUGGCCGUUGGAGUGGACUUCCACUUUCAGCUGCGUAGGAUCUUUUGGACGGAUACAGUGCAAGAUAAGGUUUUUUCUGUCAGCAUUGAUGGCUCAGACAUCCAUGAAGUUUUAAAUGUUUCAGUUGAUACACCUGAAAAUUUAGCUGUAGACUGGAUUAACCACAAGCUAUAUAUAGUGGAGACCAGUGUUAACAGAAUUGAUAUGGUAAAUUUGGAUGGAACUAAUCGCAUAACUCUUGUUGCUGAAAGUCUGGGAAAUCCUAGAGGAAUAGCUGUUGAUCCUACUGUUGGUUAUUUAUUUUUCUCAGACUGGGAUAGUCUCUCUGGUGAUCCUAAAGUGGAAAGAGCCUUUAUGGAUGGAACAAACCGUCUGGACUUGAUUAAAACAAAACUAGGCUGGCCUGCUGGGAUAACUCUGGAUAUCAUAUCAAGGAGACUUUACUGGGUGGAUAGCCGAUUUGAUUACAUUGAGACUGUAACUUAUGAUGGACUGCAAAGGAGAACAAUAGCCCAUGGAGGAUCAUUGAUUCCACAUCCAUAUGGAAUAAGCCUUUUUGAACAUAAUGUGUAUUUUACUGACUGGACAAAGAUGGCAGUGAUGAAAGCGAAUAAAUUUGAGGAGUCUAGCCCGCAAGUUAUUUAUCAAUCUUCCUUGCGUCCAUAUGGAGUGACAAUUUAUCACCCUCUCAGGCAGCCAUAUGUAAGAAACCCUUGUGGUGGUAAUAAUGGUGGGUGUGAGCAAAUCUGUGUCCUCAGCCACAAAACAGACAAUGAUGGUCUUGGCUAUCGUUGCAAAUGCAUGCUGGGGUUCGACUUGCACCCAGAUGGGCGACACUGCAUCGCUGUGCAACAGUUUUUGCUAUUCUCAUCACAGCUAGCUGUGCGUGGAAUCCCAUUCAACCUUUCCACCCAGGAAGAUGUGAUCAUUCCUGUGACAGGGAGCCCUUCUUACUUUGUUGGAAUUGACUUCUAUGCACAGGAGGACACCAUCUUCUAUUCAGAUACCACAAAGGACAUUAUUUAUAAGCAAAAAACAGACGGGACAGGCAGGGAAAUUCUUGCAUCCAACAGAGUGGAAGGAGUUGAAGACUUGGCUUUUGACUGGAUUUCAAAGAAUAUCUACUGGACAGACCCUCGAUAUAGAAGCAUUAGUGUGAUGAGGCUGGCUGACCGAUCAAGAAGAGCCAUUGUCCAGAAUCUGAAUAACCCUCGUUCAAUAGUGGUUCAUCCUGUUAUUGGAUACAUAUUUUGGACAGACUGGUUCCGCCCUGCUAAGAUUGUGAGAGCUUGGAGCGAUGGAUCCCACGCCUUACCAAUUGUAAACACCACACUUGGUUGGCCCAAUGGCUUGGCCAUUGAUUGGAGUUCCUUGAGGCUUUAUUGGGUGGAUGCCUUCUUUGAUAAAAUUGAGCACAGUACCUUUGAUGGGCUUGAUAGGAAAUCACUUGAACGCAUUAAUCAGAUGACACAUCCAUUUGGUCUCACUAUCUUUGGAGGUUAUGCAUACUUUACUGAUUGGAGGCUUGGUGGAAUAGUUCGAGUUCGGAAGUCUGAUGGAGGAGAAAUGACUAUUAUCAGGAGAGGAAUCAGUAACAUCAUGCAUGUGAAAGCAUAUAACGCUCAUUCUCAAAUAGGUACUAACUUCUGUAACAGAGCAACAAAUCCCAAUGGAGACUGUAGCCACUUCUGCUUUCCAGUACCCAAUUUUCAGAGAGUUUGUGGCUGCCCCUACGGAAUGAAGCUGAGUUCUAAUCAACUGACCUGUGUGGAAGAUCCAUCCAAUGAGCCCCCCACUUUACAGUGUGGUUCAUACUCCUUUUCCUGUGGUAAUGGAAGGUGUGUACCCAGGGUCUAUCGUUGUGAUGGUGUGGAUGAUUGCCAUGACAACAGCGAUGAACAAAACUGUGGUUCCCUAAACAUCUCUUGUGCUGCCUCAGCCUUUACCUGUAGAAAUGGCCAGUGCAUUCCCAGACGGUGGCAAUGUGAUAAACACAAUGACUGUCUUGACAACAGUGAUGAACUUCACUGCCCCACACAGGGCCCUACAUCGUGCCCUGCAACCUUGUUCACCUGUGAUAACAGCAAAUGCAUUCCCAGAAUAUGGCUAUGUGAUACAGACAACGACUGUGAAGAUGGAUCGGAUGAAAAGAACUGCACUUUCACACAGACAUGUGAACCUGGUCAGUUCCAGUGUCCUGAUCACAGGUGCAUAGAUCCGUUUUAUGUUUGUGAUGGUGACAAGGAUUGUGUAGAUGGAGCAGAUGAACAUGAUUGCAUCUACAACUGUAGUUCCACUGAAUUUAAAUGUGCAAGUGGAGACCAGUGCAUUAAGAUUUAUUACCAAUGUGAUGGUGUCUUUGACUGCAAUGAUCAUUCAGAUGAGGCUGGUUGUCCUACAAGGCCACCUGGGAUGUGCCACCAGGAUGAAUUCCAGUGUCAGUCGGAUGGUAACUGUAUCCCUGCCACCUGGGAAUGUGAUGGACAUCCUGACUGUGUGGAUGGCUCAGACGAGCAUCACAGGUGCCCACCCAAGACUUGCCCUCCUUCUCUUUUCCUCUGUGAUAACGGGAACUGCAUCUACCGUGCCUGGAUCUGUGAUGGUGAUAAUGACUGCAGGGAUAUGAGUGAUGAAAGGGACUGUCCUACUCAGCCUUUCCGGUGUCCCAGCUGGCAGUGGCAAUGCCCAGGCCACAGUAUGUGUGUCAACCUGAGCAAAGUAUGUGACAAUCUGGCUGAUUGCCCUAACGGAGCUGAUGAAUCACCACUUUGCAAUGAGCCACAGCCAGACCAAGAGAGCUGUUCUGAUAAUAAUGCGGGCUGCACACAUCAGUGCAUUCAAGGACCCUUUGGAGCCCAGUGUUCAUGUCCAUUUGGAUACCAGCUUGCCAAUGAUUCCAAAACUUGUGAAGAUAUUAAUGAAUGUUACCCUCCAGGGUUUUGUAGCCAGCACUGCCAUAAUGAAAGAGGAUCUUUUAGGUGCUUCUGUGAUGAAGGUUAUGUGUUAGAACCCAAUGGGAAGACUUGCAAAGUAGCAGAAUCUGGGAAUCUUCUCUUGUUGGUGGCAAGCCGCAACCAAAUUGUUGUUAACAACGUAACUUCUAACGCACAACGCAUUUAUUCCUUGGUUCGAGAUGGAAGGAAUAUUGUUGCUCUUGAUUUUGAUUCCGCGACGGAGAGAAUAUUUUGGUCUGACAUUUCACAAGACAAGAUUUGGAGUGCAUACCAGAAUGGGACGGACAGAAGAGUAGUGUUCGACAGUGGUGUCACUGUAACGGAAAGCAUAGCAGUGGACUGGGUAGGCCGGAAUCUUUACUGGAUGGACUAUGUUCUCGAAACCAUUGAAGUUUCCAGACUUGAUGGGAGCCAUAGGACUGUGCUGAUCAGUGAAAAUGUCACAAACCCAAGGGGGCUAGUUUUAGAUCCCAGGACAGAUGCUCAUGUGAUGUUCUGGACAGACUGGGGUCGGAAUCCUCGAAUUGAAAGAGCAAGCAUGGACGGCAAAUUGAGAACCACCAUCAUCAGUAAUAAGAUCUAUUGGCCCAAUGGACUUUCCAUUGACUACCCCAACAAGUUGCUGUAUUUUGCAGAUGCCUAUCUCGACUACAUUGAUUUCUGUGAUUACAAUGGAAACAAUAGGCGGCAGGUGGUGGCAAGUGACUUGAUUUUGCGGCAUCCUCAUGCACUCACUCUUUUUGAAGAUUUUGUAUACUGGACUGACCGAUACACCCACCGAGUGCUUCGAGCCAACAAGUGGCAUGGAAGAAAUCAAACAGUCAUGAUUUAUAAUAUUCACCAACCUCUGGGCAUUGUUGCAGUCCACCCUGUGAAACAGCCUACUGGUACCAACUUUUGUGAUCGAUCUCCGUGUAGCCACCUGUGUUUGCUUUCUUCAUCAGGGCCACUUUUUUAUUCUUGUGCCUGCCGUUCUGGAUGGACUCUCUCCCCUGAUCACGUGAACUGCAUGAGAGUUGAACAACCAUUCCUUAUAGCUGUAAGAGAUAACAUAAUUUAUGGCAUUUCUCUGAACCCUGAGGAAAAGACAAAUGAUGCCAUGGUUCCUAUAGCAGGAGUUCGGAAUGGAUAUGAUGUUGACUUUGACGAUACGGAACAGUUUAUCUACUGGGUUGAAAAUCCAGGUGAAAUUCAUAGAGUAAAGUCAGAUGGUACAAACAGGACAACAUUUGCCCCAGCUGCUGUUAUUGGGACCCCUAUGGGCCUGGCUUUAGACUGGAUAUCUGGAAACUUGUACUACAGCAAUCCUGACACACAGUCCAUUGAGGUCCUGAAGCUUCAUAGCGAAGUAAUCUACCGAAAAACACUGAUAACCAAUGAUGGUACAUCUAGAGGAUCUGGAAGACCAAUUGGUUUAACUGUUGAUCCCGUUCAAGGGAAGCUGUACUGGACAGACCAAGGAACUGACAGUGGGGUCCCAGCCAAGAUUGCCAGUGCAAACAUGGAUGGCUCAGAUAUCAGAACCCUCUUCACUGGUAAUCUAGACCAUGUAGGGUUUAUCACCAUUGAUAUCAAGGAGCAAAAGCUGUACUGGCCAGUCACAAGCACGGGAGUGAUUGAACGAGGGAAUGUAGAUGGCACUAAUCGGAUGACUUUGGUUGUGCACCUGUCUCACCCAUGGGGAGUGGCUGUCUAUGAUUCUUUUCUGUAUUACACUGACCGGGAUUAUGAGGUCAUUGAGCGUGUUGACAAGUCCACUGGAGGAAACAAAGUUGUGCUGAGAGACAACACUCCAGGACUGAAAUGUCUGCGAGUAUAUUACCGAGACAAAUCUGCUGGUUCCUCAAAUGGCUGCAGUAACAACAUUGGGAUUUGCCAGCAUCUGUGCCUGCCUGUGCCUGGUGGACUCUUCACUUGUGCGUGUGCUACUGGCUUUCAGUUAAAUCCUGAUAAUAGGACCUGCUCCCCAUACAGCUCCUUUGUCGUUGUUUCCAUGCUGUCUGCAAUUAAAGGAUUUAGCUUAGAGACAUCUGACCAUUCUGAAGCAAUGGUCCCUUUAGCAGGAAGAGGAAGAAAUGCGCUACAUGUUGAUGUCCACAUGCCUUCUGGUUUCAUUUACUGGUGUGACUUCAGCAGCAGGAUUCCAUCACAGAAUGCAAUACGCAAAAUCAAGCCAGAUGGCUCCUAUUUUAGAAAUGUCAUCACAAAUGGAAUAGGAUUUAACGGAAUCCGUGGCAUUGCAAUUGACUGGGUAUCAGGAAAUCUCUAUUUUACCAAUGCAUUCUUGAUCGAGACAUUUAUAGAAGUUCUGCGUUUAAAUACUACUUACCGCCGCGUCCUACUUAAAACCACUGUGGAUAUGCCAAGACAUAUUGUAGUAGACCCCAAAAAUAGAUACCUCUUCUGGGCUGAUUAUGGACAGAACCCUAAGAUUGAACGUGCACUUCUAGACUGCACAAAUAGGACCGUGCUAGUAUCUGAAGGAAUUGUUACGCCUCGUGGCGUAGCAGUAGAUCACAGCACUGGAUAUGUUUAUUGGGUGGAUGAUUCUUUAGAUAUGAUUGCAAGAAUUUCACAUGAUGGUGGAGAGCCUGAAAUUGUCCGCUAUGGAAGCCGUUACCCAACUCCAUAUGGCAUUACUAUUUUUGAAAACUCUAUGAUCUGGGUGGAUAGGAAUUUGAAAAAAAUCUUUCAAGCCAGCAAAGAGCCAGGAAAUACUGAACAGCCAACAGUGAUACGGGACAAUAUCAAUUGGCUGAGAGAUGUUACCAUUUACAACAGCCAUUAUCAGUCACAGUUGCCUGUUGACAUCAACAACAAUCCAUGCCUUGAGAACAAUGGAGGCUGUUCCCAUCUGUGUUUUGCACUUCCUGAUCUGCAAAUGCCAAAGUGUGGGUGUGCAUUUGGAUUGUUAGAAAGUGACGGUAAAACGUGUUCAAUUUCAACGGACAACUACUUGAUCUUUGCCUUGGAAAAUGCCCUUAGAAGCAUACGUUUGGAUCCUGAGAAUCAUAGCCCUCCAUUUCGUACAAUCAAUGUAUUAAGAACUGCAGUUGCUUUGGAUUAUGACAGUGUGAACAACGUAAUCUAUUUCACUCAAAGUUCUCCUGAAGGCACAGGAAGAAUCAGUUCUAUUAGUAUCUCUUCUGGAGCUUCUGAACCAACCAUAGUGGCAUCAGAUUUAGGAACUCCAGAUGGCAUAGCCUUUGACUGGAUCAACAACAGACUGUACUACAGUGACUAUCUAAAUCAGACUAUCUGUUCAAUGGCUGUGGAUGGAUCCAAUCGCUCUGUGGUGGCCCGUGUUCCACGCCCAAGGGCCAUUGUUUUGGAUCCCUGCCAAGGAUAUAUGUACUGGACUGACUGGAGUUCCAGUGCUCAAAUUGAACGGGCGACACUUGGAGGAAACUUCAGGACUUCCAUUGUAAGCACCAACUUAGUAUGGCCAAAUGGACUUACACUGGACUAUGAAGAGCAGCAGCUUUAUUGGGCAGAUGCAAAUUUACAGAAGAUCGAACGCAGCUCCCUUACAGGUGCAAAUCGUGAGGUUAUUAUUAGCACGGCGCUGUAUCCAUUUGCAAUGACUCUGUUUGAUCAGCACAUCUACUGGACAGACUGGAACACUCGAAGUAUCUAUAGAGCCAACAAAUAUGAUGGGUCAGAUCAGAUGGUUAUGAUCUCAAGCCUGCCAAACAGGCCAAUGGAUAUUCACGUCUGGGCAAAAAGCAAGCAACAGCAGUGCACCAAUCCUUGCAACCAGUUUAAUGGUGGCUGUAGUCACAUCUGUGUCACAGGCCCCACAGGUGCAGAGUGCCAGUGCCCUGCUGAGGGACACUGGUAUUUAGCCAAUAACAACAAGCACUGCAUUGCGGACAAUGGCACCAGGUGUGGAGGAUCCCUGUUCACCUGCCUCAAUGGCCGGUGCAUCUCAGAGCGCUGGAAGUGUGACAAUGAUAAUGACUGCGGGGAUGGCAGUGAUGAAUUGGAAAGUGUGUGCGCUUUUCAUACCUGUCAGCCAACAGCUUUCACCUGCGGCAAUGGGCGGUGUGUACGCUACGCUUAUCGCUGUGAUCACUACAAUGACUGUGGAGACAACAGUGAUGAGGUGGGCUGCUUGUUCCGAACUUGUGACUCCCACACAGAAUUUACUUGCAAUAAUGGAAGGUGUAUAUCUCUUGAAUACGUCUGCAAUGGUGUAAACAACUGUUUUGAUAAUGGCACUUCAGAUGAGAGAAAUUGCCCUGAACGUACUUGUCAAUCUGGUUAUACCAAAUGUCAGAGCACAAACAUAUGCAUUCCUCGAACUUAUCUUUGUGAUGGGGAUAAUGACUGUGGUGACAUGAGUGAUGAGAGCCCUACUCACUGUGUCUCACUGACUUGCACCAAUACUGAGUUUCGUUGUUCAUCGGGGCGUUGCAUUCCUGCUCAUUGGUACUGUGAUCAAGCAAUAGAUUGUGCUGAUGGUUCGGAUGAGCCAGCUUCUUGUGUACCUCCUGUAAGGAGCUGUUCAAGUGACCAGUUCAAGUGUGAUGGUGGCAGAUGUAUACCGGUUACAUGGAUCUGUGAUGGAGAUAAUGACUGUGGUGAUAUGAGUGAUGAGGACCAAAGACACAAUUGUGCAAACCGCAGCUGCUCAGCUUCUGAAUUCACAUGUGUGAAUAAUGUGCCUCCACUAAGAAGGUGUAUUCCUAGAGCCUGGGUAUGUGAUGGGGAUGCUGACUGUAUCGAUGCUUUUGACGAACAUCAAAACUGCACAAGGAGGCCUUGCAUGGACAAUGAAUUUACUUGUAGCAAUGGAUUAUGCAUCCGUAACACAUACAGGUGUGACCGACGUAAUGACUGUGGUGACAGCAGUGAUGAGAGGGGUUGCAUCUAUCAGCCUUGUCCACAACACCAGUUUACCUGCCAAAAUGGCCGCUGCGUCUCAAAGGCCUAUGUCUGUGAUGGGGACAAUGAUUGUGGUGAUGAAUCAGAUGAGCUGGAAUAUCUCUGUGUUACACCAGAAGCAACCUGUCCUCCCCAUUAUUUUAAGUGUGACAAUGGGAACUGCAUUGAAAUGGUCAAAGUCUGUAAUCGGAACGAUGACUGCAUUGAUAACAGUGAUGAAAAAGGAUGUGGCAUUAAUGAAUGUAGUGACCCUUCAAUCAGUGGCUGUGACCAUAUCUGCACUGACACCCAGACUAGUUUCUAUUGUUCAUGUCGUGUUGGCUACAGGCUCAUGUCCAAUAAAAGGUCUUGUGAUGACAUAGAUGAGUGCAGUGAAACGCCAUCAGCAUGUAGCCAGAUUUGUGAGAAUACCGUUGGCUCCUACAUCUGUAAGUGUGCUCCAGGCUACCUCCGUGAGCCUGAUGGGAAAAGCUGCCGGCAAAAUAGUAACAUCUCACCCUACCUUAUCUUUAGUAACCGUUACUAUCUGAGAAACCUCACUACGGAUGGCCAGUCUUACUCUCUCAUUUUGCAAGGACUCAGAAAUGUAGUGGCACUAGACUUCGACAGGGUGGAAAAAAGGCUUUACUGGAUUGAUGUGGGCAGGAGGGUCAUCGAAAGAAUGUUUUUCAAUGGGACAAACAAGGAAAUAAUAAUCAAUGAUGGUGUGCCCAACGGGGAAGGUAUUGCUGUUGACUGGGUUGGCAGAAAACUGUAUUGGGUUGAUGCCUACCAAGACUGCCUCUAUGUGGCCGAACUUGAUGGCCGCUUCCGGAAAAAAAUAGUUGAUCGCUGUUUGGAUCCCAACAAUACUUUCUGUUUUCAACAUCCUAGAGGAAUUGUUGUUCACCCUAAAUAUGGACAUGUCUACUGGACAGACUGGGCAGAACGAGCGUAUAUUGGGCGUGCCGGAAUGGAUGGCAAGAACAAGACAGUGAUUAUCUCUGCCAAGUUAGAGUGGCCCAAUGGACUCACCAUAGAUUAUACCAAUGACAAGCUCUACUGGGCAGAUGCCCAUCUAAACUACAUUGAGUACUCAGACUUAGAUGGCCAACACCGUCACACUGUGUAUGAUGGGUCAUUGCCUCAUCCAUUUGCCAUUACAGUUUUUGAGGAUACAAUCUACUGGACUGACUGGAAUACAAGAACUGUUGAAAAGGGGAAUAAAUACAAUGGAUCAGGCAGGGCUGUUCUAGCAAACACCACCCACAGGCCCUUUGAUAUCCAUGUCUAUCACCCAUACAGGCAACCAAUUGUAAGUAAUCCUUGUGGGACAAACAAUGGUGGCUGUUCUCAUCUGUGUCUCAUCAAAAAUGGUGGUAAUGGUUAUUCCUGUGAAUGCCCAGAUAACUUUAUGGUAGUACAGUAUGGCAACACAGCUCACUGCCUUCCAGUGUGUUCUAGCACCCAGUUCCUGUGUGCAGACAGUGAAAGAUGCAUUCCCAUCUGGUGGAAAUGUGAUGGACAAAGAGACUGCCGAGAUGGCUCUGAUGAACCACCCACAUGUCCUCACAGAUACUGCCAUGUUGGGCAGUUCCAGUGCAAUGAUGGCAAUUGUACUAGUUCGCAUUUUUUGUGCAAUGCCAUGCCAAACUGCCCUGAUGGAUCUGAUGAAGACCAUGUGCUCUGUGCCAAUCAUCAGUGUGAGAUUCACCAGUGGCAAUGUACCAACAAGCGGUGCAUCCCAGAAGCAUGGCAGUGUGACCGAGAGGAUGACUGUGGUGACAACUCAGAUGAAGACAGUUCUCAUUGUGCCAGCAGGACUUGCCCCCCAGGCCAGUUUAAAUGUGAUAAUGGCCGCUGCAUACCCCAGUCCUGGAAGUGUGAUGUGGAUGAUGACUGUGGAGAUAACUCAGAUGAGCCAGUCCACGAAUGCAUGGGCCCUGCCUACCGAUGUGAUAAUCACACAGAAUUCAGCUGUACAACAAAUUAUCGUUGUGUCCCCUUGUGGUCUUUAUGCAAUGGUCACAAUGACUGCAGAGACAACAGUGACGAACAAGGCUGCGAGUCGAUGACUUGUGAUCCUCUGGGAGAUUUCCGCUGUGAUAAUCACAGGUGCAUCCCAUUGAGGUGGAAGUGUGAUGGGGAUAAUGACUGUGGAGAUGAGUCUGAUGAACAAAACUGCAGCCCUCGCGAAUGCACAGAAAGUGAAUAUCGGUGUGAGAACCUGCGCUGCAUUCCGUCUCGGUGGAUAUGUGACCAUGACAAUGACUGCGAGGACAAUUCAGAUGAACGGGAUUGUGAACUAAGGACCUGCCAUCCUGGUUAUUUCCAAUGCAGCAGUGGGCAUUGUGUCGCAGAACGGUUCCAAUGUGAUGGAAGUGCAGACUGUCUGGAUUUCUCUGAUGAAGCAACUUGUCCUACUCGGUAUCCAAAUGGAACUUACUGCCCACAAGCAAUGUUCGAGUGCAGGAACCAUGUCUGCAUUCAGCCCUACUGGAAAUGUGACGGAGAUGAUGACUGCGGAGAUGGCUCAGAUGAAGAACUUCACUUCUGCUUGGACAUUGCUUGUGAUCCACCAUUCCGAUUCCGCUGUGACAAUAACCGUUGCAUCUACAAUCACGAGCUGUGCAACCAGGAGGAUGACUGUGGAGAUGGGAGUGAUGAGAAGGAAGAGCACUGCAGAGAACCCACCCCUAGACCUUGUGAUACUGAAGAAUUCAAGUGUGGCAAUGGAAACUGCAUCCCACUACAUUAUGUUUGCGAUAAUUAUGAUGACUGCGGAGAUCACUUCGAUGAACUGGGCUGCAAUUCAGGAACAGGGAGAACCUGUGCUGAAAAUAUCUGUGAACACAACUGCACAAACUUAACCGAAGGAGCCUUUAUAUGUACCUGCCGGCCUGGAUACAGUCCUAGUGAGCUGAACAGAAAUUCCUGUGAUGACAUCAAUGAAUGUGAGAUCUUCGGAACUUGCCCCCAGACUUGUAAAAACUCCAAAGGAAGUUAUGAAUGCUUCUGUGCAGAGGGAUUUAGAUCUGUUGGGGAUCAGCAGGGAAAGCAGUGUGCAGCCAUUGGAAAUCCACCAAUCUUACUUCUGCCUGACAAUGUCCGUAUUCGAAAGUACAAUAUGUCAUCUGAGCAAUACUCUGACUACAUUGAAAAUGAGGAGCACAUCCAAGCCAUAGACUAUGAUUGGGACCCUGAGGGAAUAGGGCUUAGUGUCAUAUACUACAGCAUUCUGGGGCGUGGUUCAGAGUUUGGCUCCAUCAAACGUGCCUACCUGCCCGUAUUUGAAAGCAGCGGAAAUAAUCCUGUGAAGGAAGUUGACCUGAAUCUGAGAUACCUCGUCAGUCCUGUUGGUUUAGCUGUGGACUGGGUUGGGAGGCACCUUUACUGGACGGACUCUGGGACAAAUCGAGUAGAAGUGGCAAAGCUGGAUGGAAGAUACCGGAAGUGGCUCAUCUAUUCUCUGCUGGAUCAACCAGCAGCUAUAGCUGUCAACCCCAAACUUGGGCUGAUGUAUUGGACUGACUGGGGAAGGGAACCCAAAAUUGAAAGUGCCUGGAUGGAUGGACAGCAGAGACAGACAUUGGUCUCUGAGGACCUUGGUUGGCCAACUGGCCUGUCUAUUGAUUAUUUAAACAAUGACAGAGUCUAUUGGAGUGAUCAGAAGGAAAACCUGAUCGAAUCUAUGAAAUUUGAUGGAACUGAUAGAAAGAUCGUUUUGCAUGGAGUUAGCAGCCCAUACAGCCUUGAUGUCUUUGAAGGCCAUCUUUAUUGGACAUCAAAGGAAAGAGGGGAAGUCUGGAAGGAAGACAAAUUUGGGAAGGGAGAGAAAGUCAAAGUGCUGACAAUAAACCCCUGGCUUACUCAAGUCCGUAUCUAUCACCAACACAGAUGCCAUCAGUCAGUAUCCAAUCCAUGCAAAGAUGUCUGCAGCCACCUUUGUUUGCUGAGACCUGGAGGAUAUACCUGUGCUUGCCCACAAGGGGCUCGUUUUAUAGAAGGCAGCUCAACAGAGUGUGAUGCAGCAAUUGAACCUCCCCCUGCUAUGCCACCGGCCUGUCGUUGUAUGCAUGGAGGAACUUGCUAUAUUGAUGAAAGUGGGCUUCCUAAAUGCAAAUGCUUGUAUGGUUACACUGGAAAUUACUGUGAAGCAGGAUUGUCAAAAGGAGUUCCUCCUGGGACAACAGCAGUGGCUGUGUUGCUGACUGUUCUUCUCAUCAUAAUCAUUGGAGCUCUGGGUGCUGGCAGCUUUUUAAAUUAUCGACGGACAGGCUCCCUCUUACCUUCACUUCCCAAACUCCCAAGCUUAAGCAGUCUUGUAAAAUCCACGGAAAAUGGCAAUGGUGUAACAUUCCGAUCUGGAGCUGAUGUGACCAUGGACAUCAGUGUCUCUGGUUUUGGAGCUGAAUCUUCUAUUGACAGAGCGAUGCAACUGAAUGAAAACUUUGCUGUGGAAAUUGGGAAGCAGCCAAUCACUUUUGAGAACCCGAUGUAUACAACAAAAGACAGUGGAACUGGGGAUGUGAACAUUGCUCCUCCCACACAAGUAACUGCUUCCAGCAGUGAAAGAAAUGAGAACUUUGAAAACCCAGUCUAUGCUACACCUGUAUCUGCAAGUGCCCCCCAGCCUCCUGCAAGUACAGAAAUUGCACAGGAGUCAAAGUGGAGCUUCUUUAAAAGAAAACUGAAGCAGAGUACUAAUUUUGAAAAUCCAGUCUAUUCAGAGAUGGAAAAGGAGCAAGGAGGAGAAGUGGAGAAUGUGCCUCCUCCAGCUCCAUCACUGCCUCAGAAGAUUAUUCUCAAAAGAGACCAAUCGUUAGCCUAUACAGCAACUGAGGAUUCGUUCAAAGACACCGCCAAUCUAGUCAAAGAGGACUCUGAUGUAUAACAAGUUAAGACAGGGAAUCAUUAGACACAUCCAUUUGCACAUGUAUUUUUGUAAACAGAAGGAAGAAUGGUUCACAUCUCUUCUUAAAGAAGCGUAUUUAGUCUGUAGCCAGAGACAUCUGUUGAAAGCAUGCCUUGUUCAUUUUUUACACAUGUCAAUGCCUAUUUUUAUGAGUAAUUAUCACCAUGUACUAUAUGUAUAUCUUUGCACUGACACUCUCUGAAAGUAAUGUUAUAAAUAUUCUGUACAUUUGUAAAUUUCUGAAAGAUUAUCUGGUUGUCGAUGUUUUAGUAGGACUCUUAUGGAAUUGCAUUAGGGAUAUACCCUUGAUACAAAUGAUUAUACAAAAUAAUAUAGAGAACAUAGCAGCCAUCUGCUGAAUUACAAAGACCUUUUGAACCCAUAUUUAUAGGCAGCGUUCUGCUAAGUAUGUACUGGUGCUUCUGUGCUUUCUAUUUUAUAUACCAGAGUAUGUGAAAAAUAGGCACCUCUUUGUACAAUACCAAACAGAACAUAAAAAACAGCUUGCCUAGUCCUCUUUGGGGACCUUAACAAGUGGCACAAGAUGUUUGUCUUGUACUAAUAUUUUGUCUGGUGGAAAUUAUAAAAUAUUUCCCUCAAACGUCUUUUCCCUAAAUUCCUACUUUUAAAAAUGUCAUCACGUAUGUGUGUAGGAUGCUAGGAUGUGUUGAACAUUUUCGCUGCUUUCACCUUUGAUUUAACAACCACUUUUAUUGAUCAUCAGUGUAAUUAUCUCUCUCCUUAACUGAAGUCUCUACAAGUUAAUUCAUAUAGUGUUAAAAUGAGAAUAGCCAGCUACCUAAAGUGCUUGACGGCUGUGCCAUUGCAUUCAAACAAUGCUGGCAUGCUUUAAAAUGAGCCAUUUUGUCUCAGACUUUUUUUCCAGAUGAACAUUUUUGAUAUUUCUUGACUAUUUAUUUCCUGAGGUGGGCAAUCAUGGAAAGGGAACUGAUUUUUAUUGAUACAGCUUUGUACUGUGCAUCUUGUUAGUUUUCUUACUCAUUAGCUGUUUUCAUAGACAUAAUUUGAACCUUUUAAGAAAAAUCUUUGUGCCACUCCAGGAAUGUAAAGUCUCAAGCAGUUGUUUGCUAUUCCUGGCACAGCUAGUCCUGUAAUUCCCACCUUCUAAAUUCAUGGCAAGUGAGACUUCUGCUCUUUUGGAUUUUUUUAAUACCUGAAUUCUCAAACUUAAAUGCUAUCCUGCUUUUACUUUGAAUAGAAAAGAACUGGAACAUGUUGCUGCUGAAUAAAUCUAAC